GUGGACGACUAUAUAAGCCAGGGUUGAUCAACAAACAUUCUCCAAAGUUUCCGCUGGCAAUUCUUUUCCGUUAACGCAAGACACCUCUCUACGAAAUAUCAUUCGCAAAGAUGCGCAAGACCACAGCUAUCCUCGCCGCCGCCUGUAUGGGUUCGGCCCUAGCCGCUCCUAGCAACAACAAGCGCUACCUUCGUGAUCCUGCGCAGACGGUGACGGGCAAUGAACUCGCUUAUGAAAUCCCUGCUCCCGUUUCGUCCGGGGGCAAGGCUUGGUCGGACGCUCAUGCUCGAGCCAAGGGACUCGUCGACCAGAUGUCGGUCGAGGAGAAGGUUGGGAUCGUUACCGGACAACCCGGUGUUUGUGCUGGACAGACCAAGGCUGUCGAGCGACUCGGUAUCCCUUCUCUCUGCUUGCAAGAUGGACCCGCUGGUGUCAGGCCGGCUGAUGGGCACACUCAAUUCCCCGCUGGAGUAACCAUCGCCGCCACUUGGGACCGAGAACUUAUUUACAACCGUUCGCGUACCAUGGGACAAGAGUUCUAUGACCUGGGUGUCAAUGUCGCCCUCACUCCCGUUACUGGUGGACCUAUCGGUGCCAACCCCGUGAUGGGCCGAAACUUUGAAGGAUGGUGGGCCGAUCCUUACGGUACGGGUAUCGCCAGUUACCUCAGCGUCAAGGGUAUUCAGGAUGCAGGGGUUGUCGCUACCGCCAAGCACUUCCUCGGUUACGAACAGGAGACGUCGCGAAACAUCUACUUGGUCCCCAACCCGGAUAGCCCCGCUUCUCUUUCGAACCAAUUGCCCGUCUCAUCGAACAUUGACGAUCGAACCACUCAUGAAGUCUACAUGUGGGGCUUUGCCGAGGCCGUCCGAGCGGGUGUCGGUUCCGUCAUGUGUGCUUACAACCGAGUCAACGGCACCCACGCAUGCCACAACUCGGUCAUCCAGAACGGUCACCUCAAGGGCGAGCUUAACUUCCAGGGCAACAUCAUGAGCGACUGGGGUGGCACUUGGGACUCGCAAGCCGCUGCUCUCGGAGGUCUCGACCUGGAGAUGCCCGGAUUGAACUUUGGAGGAGCUUUGGGAACAUUCUACGACACCUCCCUUGAAGCCUUGGUCAACAACGGAACCGUCAGCCAGGAACGUCUCGAGGACAUGGCCGUCCGAGUCUUGACCCCGUACUUUGCCCUCGGACAAGCCGAGACGGCCCUGCCUUCGGUCAACGUCAUCCCUUGGAACUUCCCUACCGCCAAUCUAACCGCUGCCAACCCUUACCGACUGGUUCAGAAGCCCUCGACCCGCAAGCUCAUCAAGCAGAUCGCUGAAGACGGUACCGUCUUGCUCAAGAACAACGGCGCCCUGCCUCUCAAGGCUCCUGCUCGUAUCUCGAUCAUCGGUUCCAAGGCCGGACCUGGUAUGCGCGGCGACCGAAACUGUGGCGCUACCGGAAGGCUAUGCGAAGGACCUUCGCUCGGAGGCGGAUCAGGCUGGGCCCAAGCCCUGAACUACAUCGAUCCCUUGAUGUCCAUCAGGCAGAGGGCUUUGGACGACUCGUCCGCAGUCGAUUGGGUACUCAACGACACCGAUUUGACUGCCGCUCAGUACUCUGCCGUCCAGGCCGAUGUCGCUUUGGUCUUUGUGUCUGCUUGGGCCACCGAGGAGGCCGACCGAGAUCCGUCUCUGACCUACACUUACCGAAGCGCUGUCGGCCGAAACGGAGUCUACGACGGCGAGGCUCUGAUCCAGGCCGUUGCCGCCAGCAACCCAAACACGAUCGUCGUUGCCUAUAUGCCUGGUGCCACCAUCCUCGACGCUUGGAUUGACCACCCCAACAUCACCGCCGUCGUCUCUCCCCUGCAACCUGGAGAGCAAGCCGGUCCCGCCUUGGUCUCGGUCUUGUACGGAGACGUUUCGCCCAGCGGAAAGCUCCCCUUCACCAUCGCCAAGAACAUUGGCGAUUACCCUCCCGACACCUUGACCAACACCACCGACAUCAACCCGCAGAACGACUUUACCGAGGGUGUCAACUUUGACUACCGAUGGUUCGAUGUCAACAACAUUACUCCUCGAUACGAAUUCGGUUACGGUCUCAGCUACUCCAACUUUACCUACAACAACCUCGCCAAGGACGCCACUUUCCACGCCGAUGUCGAGGCCAUUCAGACCACCAACGAGAAGUUCAAGGGUCAGAACCAGGGCGAAUCGUUGUACGACACCCUCCUUACCGUCUCGGUCGACGUCAAGAACGUCGGUGACGUCGUCGCUUGUGAAGUCGCACAGCUUUACGUUCAAUACCCCGACGGUGUCGACCAGCCUCCCAAGCAGUUGCGAGGAUUUGACAAGGCCAAGAGGCUCGGACACGGGGAGACCAAGACCUUGUCUUUCCCCAUUCGACGAAAGGACGUUGCUAUGUGGAACGUCGUCGAGCAGAUCUGGGAGGUCCCUCAGGGUCAAUUCACCUUCCACGUCGGAAGCAGCUCGAGGCAAUUGCCCCUUACCACCACUCACUCGUUUUAAGCGGAACAAGAUGAGGCGGGUUGAUUAACAAAACAAAGCUAGGCGCGACCAUCGCUGCAAACGCAAUACCUGUCAUAAUAUCUAAUUGAUCAUGUCAAAAGAAUAAUGCAUGC
This is a messenger RNA of Filobasidium floriforme, 2629 nucleotides long. RefSeq names its product glycoside hydrolase. Gene Ontology annotation, biological process: glucan catabolic process. The transcript is spliced from 11 exons. NCBI's taxonomy places the organism in Eukaryota, Fungi, Basidiomycota, Tremellomycetes, Filobasidiales, Filobasidiaceae. Gene Ontology annotation, molecular function: beta-glucosidase activity. The record is from RefSeq and is a predicted model, not a curated record. Bases 111 to 2516 code for a protein of 801 amino acids.